AUGAAGAACCAUGAAGAAAUUGAUCAUCAACAACAUGUUCUGAACAUGAUGAUGGCCAUGAUUGGGUCAAACUCAUUCUCUCAUGAGGUGAAUUCCAAUUCUAACAACCACCACUACAACUUUCAGAAUUCCAAUUCAAACAAUAACUACAAUAACAUGUUGGGCACUACUCCUUCGACGGUAUUGCAUGUGAAUGACCUAUUGAUGAUGCCCAUGUUGUCCGCAACAAACGACCAACAACCACAACCACAACAACAAAUUGUUCAGAUCCACUCUCCACUUGCUUCUACUGCAUGCAUGUGGCAAGAGGAUGAUUGGCAUCCAGAAAACAUCAACCGCUCGUAUCAUGGCAUGCAAAAUAACAUGCAAUUCUUGUCAGAGAUAGGGUCAAGAACCAAAGAGCACCACAUUCAAGGAAAUUAUGUAUCUCCUUCUGCAGCAAUACCAAAUUUUGGAAAACAACAUAACAACCAUUCCAAACAAACUUCACAUGCAGACAAAUACCCAUGA
Molecule: messenger RNA, 510 nt
Organism: Naegleria fowleri
Lineage: Eukaryota; Heterolobosea; Eutetramitea; Acrasida; Naegleriidae
Exons: 1
Coding region: 1-510 (169 amino acids)
Source: RefSeq, a predicted model, not a curated record